Molecule: messenger RNA, 5232 nt
Organism: Danio aesculapii
Lineage: Eukaryota; Metazoa; Chordata; Actinopteri; Cypriniformes; Danionidae
Gene: asic1b
Product: acid-sensing (proton-gated) ion channel 1b
Exons: 11
Coding region: 875-2446 (523 amino acids)
Biological process (GO): sodium ion transmembrane transport
Cellular component (GO): membrane
Source: RefSeq, a predicted model, not a curated record
AGCAGUUGGACGGAGGUUUCGUCGCAGUGUGCAGCGUUCAUUCCUGACGUGUCCGUCCACAUCUAAACCCACCGAAGGACUGGACGGACGGCACUACAUAACUUACAACCCCGACACUUUAUCCCGCUAUGGAUCCGCCAGCAGUGCUGCAGUAAUUGGCGUGCUAGUGAUGCCAGCAUCCAGAGAGCAUCUGUGUUGUCGUUUUCCGCGCGCGUGCUGAAAGUUGGAUUGCGGAUCGCUUUUUGGACGCCAAGCUUGAAACGGUAUCCGAGCCGUUUUUUUCUGACACCGCGGAUGUGUCUGUGUUGUGUGUGGAUUUGAACACAUCGAGUGAUGCGUUUGCGCUGUCUAUAACACCUUACAGGGAUGUAUGUGCGUGAAUGACAGUAGUUAUACGGCGAAAGCGUUCUCGUCGCGCUCGUUUAUGCACAUUUCGCUGAUUCUGCUGGAGAAAACGGACAUGAAUUGACGGCACUCGCGCUUACCGACUUGUUUCUGAGAAGAUACUGAGGAAAGCUUAUAUAUCAUUGCAUUUUGAGGGAAAAACACACGAGUUGAGCGCUUCGCGUUUGUUUAAGCAUCCUAAAUGCGCUUUAUGCGGUGAUAUCGAACUUGUGUUUUUAUUCAAGUCAUUUAAUAUGACCGAAUGAAAUAGAACACAUCUGACAUCAUCAAACGUCAUCUUCAGGGUGAGCUCGGGUACAUAGGCGGCAGUUCAUUCACUUUACACUGCAGGAACUUUGAGUGAACGCUGGAAAACCAUUGAGAGGAUGCUGAAAGGAUUGUUUUGACUGCGUUUUAGUGUCUCAGCCGACCAUUUAAACGUCCAUUCUUCUAAAUAUCUACAUCUAUUUAAUUAUAAACUUCAAGAACCAUGGAUAUUAAAGCCGAAUCUGAUGAUAAUCUGGAGUGUCCGCGGCCUGCGCCCAUUGAAGUUUUCGCCAGCAGGUCCACACUUCACGGCAUCUCACAUGUGUUCAGUUAUGAACGCCAGUGUGUCAAACGGUGCCUUUGGGUCCUGUUUUUCAUGGGUUCCUUCACAUUCCUGGUGGUCGUGUGCGUGGACCGCAUCAAAUUUUACUUUCAGUAUCCCCAUGUCACCAAACUGGACGAGGUCACAGCACCUUUGAUGGCAUUUCCGGCUAUUACCUUCUGCAACCUGAACUCUUUCCGCUUUGGCCGCGUGACGCGAAACGACCUGUACCACGCGGGAGAACUGCUGGCACUGUUAAAUGGCAGGUAUGAGAUCCGGGACACACACAUGGUGGAGGAGAGCGUCCUGACGACCCUGAAGGAUAAAGCGGAUUUCUCCAGCUUCAAGCCUCGGCCCUUCAACAUGCGCGAGUUUUACGACCGAACAGGCCACGACAUUAAGGAGAUGCUGCUGUCCUGCUACUUCAGAGGAUCCGAAUGCAGCGCCGACGACUUCACAGUGAUCUUCACGCGCUAUGGGAAAUGCUACACCUUCAACUCUGGACAGGACGGCCGACCACUGCUGAUAACCACGAAGGGAGGGAUGGGAAAUGGCCUGGAGAUAAUGCUGGACAUCCAGCAGGAUGAAUACCUGCCUGUGUGGGGAGAAACAGACGAGACCACGUUCGAGGCAGGAAUCAAAGUACAGAUCCACACGCAGGAUGAACCACCUUUCAUCGAUCAGCUGGGAUUCGGAGUGGCUCCAGGCUUCCAGACGUUCGUCUCCUGCCAAGAACAGCGGCUGACGUAUCUUCCUCCUCCAUGGGGCGACUGUAAGGCUACGCCAAUAGACUCUGAUUUCUUCAACACAUACAGUAUCACCGCCUGCCGCAUCGACUGCGAGACGCGAUAUCUGGUGGAAAACUGCAACUGCCGCAUGGUGCACAUGCCUGGAGAUGCUCCAUAUUGCACUCCGGAGCAGUAUAAGGAAUGUGCGGAUCCAGCUCUAGAUUUCCUGGUGGAGAGAGAUAAUGACUACUGUGUCUGCGAGACGCCCUGCAACAUGACGCGCUACGGCAAAGAGCUGUCCUUCGUCAGGAUCCCCAGCAAAGCCUCCGCCAAAUACUUGGCCAAGAAGUACAACAAGACCGAGCAGUACAUCUCAGACAACAUCAUGGUGCUGGACAUCUUCUUUGAGGCGCUGAACUACGAGACCAUCGAGCAGAAGAAAGCCUACGAGUUAGCCGGCCUUCUCGGUGACAUUGGCGGACAGAUGGGGCUGUUUAUCGGAGCCAGUAUCUUAACCAUCCUGGAGCUCUUUGACUAUUUGUAUGAGGUGAUCAAGUUCAAACUCUGUCGCUGCGCCAAGAAGAAACACCAACGGAGCAACAACAACGAGCGAGGAGCCGUUCUCAGUCUGGACGACGUGAAGCGCCACGCACCCUGUGACAACCUUCGCACACCGUCGACCUACCCAGCCAACAUGCUACCUCACCAUCCGGGCCAGGGCAACUUUGAGGACUUCACCUGCUGAGCGUAACGCAAGCACGAACAUCCAGAGAACAACCAAAGCCGACCCCAUUCCCAACCGGACAUUACCGAACAACCUCCCGGAUCUGCAAUUAAACCCAGAUGUCAGAGGAACGCUACCAACCAAGUACACGUUCACAUUCACCCAAUGGAAGUGUGCAAAAACUUUCAACGUUUUCUGAACUUAUAAAGGAAAUACUGCCUCAAAAAUGAAACUCCUUGAAGCUUCGUAAAUGUGGGAACGAGGAUUCCCCCAUGCCAAAUUAUAAAUAAUGGGACUGGGACAUCGAAUAGCUUCUCGCAGCUGAACACCGAUGCCUUUUUUUCUGUACAUAGCGACGGCUCGAAACUGUCUUAAAGACCAGUGGCUUACGUAGGUCAGUAGAUAAUUAUAGCGCUUACUCACUGUAUGUAGCCUCAUUAGCCCCAUCUGCUGGAUCAACUCAGUGUAAUUGGUGAGAAUGUAACUCCCGCCGUUGGGGUUUUGGGAUGCUGGAGGGUUCAGGUCCCAUAUGACAUUGUGUUAACAAGUCUCAUCUUGUAAAUGCAUGCUGGUCGUCCUGUGCAUGUUUUUUUUAGUUUUAUUUAGACUUCAUUAUUAUUAUUACCGCCAAGUUUGCCUCAAUUAUAUACAGGUGUUGGAAGAUGGUGUAUUCUUUGUUUGUGUUUAUACGUGUGAUUGUGUGUGUGUGUGUGAGUGUGAAAGAGAGAUUUGAUGUUUUAGCUGAGAUAAAAAAGCAACAGCAAGUUGAAAACUGAAGAGCAUCUCUACAAGGAUAUGAGAGUUCAGAAAGAAAUAAACCACGUUUGAAUUCAUAUCUAAAAAUGCCAAAAACUAUUAUAAUUAUUAUUAUUUUAAGUUUAGGAUUAUGCUGUGUUUACAUCAGACGCGGUACGCGUGGAUAAAUUGCGCUAUUUGCACAUAAAUAAAAGCUUGACCAUUUUGAGUUUACUUGCUUCAUGUGUUAAAUUCACUUCUAUCUGCCUGGUGACCCUAGCUUCAUUGCUAAAUGGCUAACAUGGACUUUAUUGAGAGAAUAGCUGUGUUUAUGUGCUUUAGGAAGGCUAAAAAACAGCCUCGAUUCGUUUGGAGCCGUGUCUGAGUCCACUAGAUCCAUUCUGAGGUGCACCCAGCUCUGUGAGCUCAUAAACUCCUUCAGAUACUACACCAGGAUAGAGGCUUUCAGCAGUGCUUCUGACUGAGCCAAGCCCAGUUUGAUGAACUGUUGUCCAUUCUCGGCAGAAGGAUUUCACCUGGGAAACAACAGGCGAUACGUCAUUAUCAGUCCCCUACAAGAGCAAGCUCCUGAUUGGUUACCUUGACACGAAUGUCUGCUGAUGCUCAGAUUUUCCAAGUCGAGAGCAAAACACUCAACUCGCGCCGCUUUAUUCACACCGCCUCAUUCGCGCAUAUCGCGCCGCAGGAUGUCUUUUCACGUCUUUGCUUUGACUUAACAUGUAACUCGCUCACGCUUGACGCUGCUUCCGCGUCUGGUGUAAACACAGCAUUAGACUGUUGUAUAAUUAGUCAAUUUAACAAACAAGAUGUGAAUGAGAGGUUCACAAAUAUAUAUACAGUGGCCUUAAAAUAAAUUAUUAUGGACACUUAAAUUACUAUUAAAAUGUGUGAAAUGUUCAAUUAUGCGACUGUUUUCUCUUUACUUACUAACUGUCUGACACCGUCGACACAAAUACACAAGUAUUUUUAUAUACAGUUGUCCCCCUCCUUUGUUUAAAAAUAAAUCUUUGUCCACAUGAAAACGCCUAAACAUUCUAUGAUGCAAUGCACAUGCCAAACCAACAGGUGGCGAUAUAACUUUAAGCAUAAAGCCAUGUUGGCCAAUCAGAGGCCUGAAAAAGGAGCAGCGGCCCAUAAUCUGAUGUCGAACAUAGGACAAAAUGGCACACAAGAAGGUUAAAAACUACACAUGUCGUAACCGAUGUUACCAAAAAUAUUCACUCGUUUACAUGUGGACAAGCGGCUAAACUGCAUAGAAAAAUCUGUUUUGAAAAUACCUGUGUUUGUGUAGACAGAGCCUCAGAAAUUGGUCAUGCUUUUGAGAUUUUUGUUGGCCACAUUCGUUUAAUUUUUAAACAAUCAAAUUUUUUUAAAUUUUGUUUUAUUAAAAAAUCUAUUUGAUGAUUUUGAAACAUUUGUACAUACAUAUCACGUGUCCAAAUACUUUUAGGGCUACUGUAUGAAUACAUGAUUGUUUAUGUGCGCAUCAAGGUGUGACUGAACGUGAAUGUGUGUGAUGAAUCGUUCAUUGUUCGCUGGUCUGUUUCCGAAAGCGUUUCUAAAAAUCAGGAAUGUAACAAACCAAAUAGUUUGUAUCUCUGGGUGGACCAGACCGAUAGCUCGUACGAAACGACAGUCACGAACGCUAACUAUUAUAGUUGUGUGUGCGUCUGUGUGCAUGUAUGUACGUGUGUCUGUUCACGUGAGACUGUUAAUCUCGUCUUUGUUUGGAUUCAGUUUAUGGGAAUUGAACUGUGCAUUGAACAACUUAUUGUUUAUUUGAACUCUGUACUUGCUGAGACGUAUUUGUUAAUGUCGCGAACUUCAUAUCAAAGCACAAACAAGACCACCGAUAUGUAAAGGUGAUGUUUAAGAAUGAUGAAAUAUUCUUAUCAGUGUUAUCAUGAUAAUCAGCAGAUCCAUUAGUACUAUGUUAAACAUUUUGUUUUGUUUUUUACUACAAACAUACAUAUUGCCUGAUAGUGCAGUCGGCAGAUAAUAGGCUGUUCUAUUUAUCUAUGAAGGUAUAAUAAAUAUCAUUCAGAAUUUUA